Pipistrellus nathusii (Nathusius's pipistrelle) is the source of this 234-nucleotide messenger RNA. The record is from the annotation of a GenBank genome assembly. NCBI's taxonomy places the organism in Eukaryota, Metazoa, Chordata, Mammalia, Chiroptera, Vespertilionidae.
AUGGGGCUGUGCCUGCCGUGUCUCGGGGAGCCCGAGCCCCCCUCGCCGGACCCGGAAGAGAAAAGAGCAAAGCUCGCAGAAGCUGCAGAAAGAAGACAGAAGGAGGCUGCAUCUCGGGGCAUUUUGGAUGCUCAGUCGGUGGAACAAAAGAGAAAGAGAAAGGAAAAAAUAGAAAAACAAAUCGCUACAUCUGGGCCCCCACCAGAAGGUGGACUUAGAUGGACAGUUUCAUAA